CUCAUUCCAGGACCAGUGAUGUCUGAUACAGUGCUGUAGGUACCUUGGAAACAUGAGAUACUGGGUGUUGGGAAGUAAUAGCUUUUCGACACGACAUACAUCUGGCAGAGAGCAUUGAGCGUUUUUCUUUCUUGACCAAAAACAGCAAUUGUUCUCGAGAUCUAAUUUCAGUGGACAGGAAAAUGAAAAACGAAACCAAGCCUCUGUUGGACAAAAAUGUUCAAGAGAGCAAUGUAUACAACGGCACCAAGAGAGGAACGAAAUCGUGGUUUGGCUUCGGAGUUUUGGCAAUCUCUCUUGUGGGAUUAGGCAUAUUGAUAGGUAUUACGUUGAAUCCUCAGUCAUCUCUAGACACUACCUCUUCUCCGCCACCAACCCCGCCAUCACAAGACGACGAUCCUCCAUCCACCAGUAGAAAUCGGCCGCUAUGCAGAACAUAUGGCGAGAAUGCAAGAUUUGCAGGAAUCCUACAAACAUCCAUGGGAUCUCCUUCGGAGCAAUGGUCUCACAUUCCAUGCUUUGCUCAGCCAAAAAAGACUAGGUUGUGGGCAGGCCAAGAAAGCAGCGCCGACGCAGCGAAUAUCAACGGUUUUGGUGCUCCCGAUGCCAUCUUCAAGGUAAACUUCAGCAAACCCGCAUUUCCUGAUCGACAACCUAUUAUUGGUUUCGGUGCGGCAUUUACAGAGGCUGCUUCACUUAACUAUCAAUCACUAUCUCUUGCCGGGAAAAGGCAAUUGAUGGAACUCUUGUUUGGAGAGACGGGGAUUGGAUACAGUAUAGGUGGGUGCCAUAGCACUUCUAUCGGUUCGUGCAUUUGAGGAACAAUUUGAUGCACUACUGCACAAUAGAACUAACUGCUCUAGGUGCUGUGGUGUGAUGUUUCAUUUUCUUUUCUUGUUCUUUCUAACAAAAAGAUGUUCCUUUGUUACUACAGGAAGAGUUCAUAUGAACUCUUGCGAUUUUUCCGUUGAAUCAUAUAGCUUCGACGAGGUGGACGGUGACUUUGAAUUGGUGCAUUUCGACACCAAUGUGACGCAUGAUGCUGAAAAGGAUGGUAUGAUCGAUAUGAUUCGGCUCGCCAUGACUGUUUUCAAUAAAGCUUGGGGGGACGGAAAUCAGAAAACAAAUGCAGACACGGGGGGAGUUGAGGACGGCGAUUUUAAUGUAUUUGCUUCGCCGUGGUCACCACCUAGUUGGAUGAAACAGCCAUCAUCUAAAAAGGACAUCAAGGCUGGUUUGGAUCAUGCUUCCGGGAUGACCGGCAGUACUACCCCUAGUUGCCUGCGAGAGGGCACGGGAAAAGAUUCUAAGUAUGCAAAAGCGUGGGCGUUGUACUUCUCAAAAUUUAUCUCUGCUUACAAAAACCAUGGAGUUCCCCUCAAAGCAAUAACUGUUCAAAAUGAGCCGGAGUUUCCGGCGCCAUGGGAGGCUUGUGGAUAUACACCCGAGACGGAAGCCGAUUUUGUUGGUUAUCAUUUAGGGCCUCAACUGGAAAGAGAUCACCCAGAUAUACGAAUUUUUAUGUUCGAUCACAAUAAGGUACGAACAUGCUACCGACCGUGACGAGUGGAUUUGUUUCCAUUCUUUAUUGUUGAAGACAUAAAAUCGCCUUGAAUCUAACAAAAAGCACCCUUUUGCCAAUAACCACUACGAAAGGACCACUUGGUCACUUGGGCAAAAACACUUCUUGACAAGAACCAUCCAAGCUCGAAUUAUAUUACCGGGAGUGCAUACCAUUGGUAUGCUGGAGGAAUGGACCGAUUAUUAGAUGGUGCCGUGGGUAGUCCAAACAUGCAUCGUAUGCAAAGUGAACUUAGGAGACUGGAUGUCCCAAAUGACCACCUGGUAUUUAACAGCGAGGCUUGUCAUUGUCCUUAUACAGGAUAUGCGGGUGGCGAUAUCGAUGUUUAUUGGGCCCGAGCGGAACGAUACGCGCAUACCAUCUUGGCAGACUUAGCAGCUGGAAGUAACGGUUGGGUGGAAUGGAAUUUGAUUUUGGAUUCUGUGGGGGGUCCGAACCACUUGCACAACUUAUGUGAUGCAACCAUUUUGGCUGUACCGCAUCGAGCCAUUGACGGAUCAGAUAUCCCCCCUACAAUGGAUUGGGAGACGACUGAUUCCAAAAAGACCUUUGGACCGAACGUCGGCGAUGGAAGAACCCGAGAAGAAUUGAAUGCUUUGGGAUUUCCAGCAAAGUAUUUGGACGUUGGACUAGGUAAGAAGAGUGUCAAAUCUAAACACAAAGUUGUUUCUUGGCGUUUUGUCUUGCAUUCUGAAUACAUCAUUGUACUAAUUGUUAGCGUCCCAAUUUCAGCGGUUCAACCAAUGUAUUAUUACAUGGGUCACAUUUCCCGAUAUGUGAGACCAGGAUCGCGGCCUGUGAUGGGCUUAGUUGAUAAUUCUAGCGAUGGGUUCCGUGCCUUCCGUUUACCUGGAGAAGACGUUGCCGGGGGAGGUGUCAACGAUUUGGCCCGCCAUGGUAUUGAACUUACUGCUUGGCCUUGUGAAGGUUCAACCCGUCAACAAUUUCAUUGGCAACACAAACACCGCCAUAUUCAAGUGUACGGGCACGAUUGGCUCGGAAAUCCAACUCAAUCUUGUGUUUCUGAUAAUGUCGACGAAAGUUUCUUAGGUAUCACGUUGGAAGACUGUGACGGUGAUACAGGCGUAGGACUUUUUGACAUGAUCAAGGACAAGAGCAGUGAUUACAUUAAGUUCAGAUUGGAAGGGGAUCUUGAUCGCUGCCUUGUUCUGAAAAGACUAGAAAAUGAAGGAGGUGCCUAUGGACCACGUGGGGGAGCGCAGGUUACUUUUGGAGAUUGCGACAGUCCUUCCGCCAAUUGGAUCUAUUCUGAAACAAGAAACGAAAUUCUAUCAGAUUAUUUGCCAGAGGGCUCCGUUUGUAUGACAACUGGUUGGCCUUUUCUACAAAUAGGAGCAUUCGAAACUCCAAAUGGAGAAAGUGACAAAACAAUUGUUGUACUCAACGAAUCUCAAGAUUCUGCCAAUUACGUUUUGUAUGAUGGGGAUGAUCUUGUUCUGUCCGGAUCUAUUCCUCCUCAUUCAAUUCAAACUAUCCUUCUAGAUUAAGAAUAUGCAUUUCGCCGACUACUACAAGAAUGCUCCAAGCG
Pseudo-nitzschia multistriata is the source of this 3131-nucleotide messenger RNA. Lineage: Eukaryota; Bacillariophyta; Bacillariophyceae; Bacillariales; Bacillariaceae. The record is from the annotation of a GenBank genome assembly.